CUGCACCAUGAUUCGAGUCUGCAAAAGAAAACAUAACGUCGGUCUUGGCGGUUGGUAAAGCACGGCUUCCAAUCUUCUUCAAGUGAACAUACUCUGCCGUUUCCCAAGCGUUCCACUUGCGGGCAUCGUCACACAAGGUGCCAUGCCUUCCGUCAGAGGCAGGAGAGGCCUCGUUGCUGCUGCCCUUAAUGUUCCCGUUGAGCAGCAGCAGCAUGAAGAGCAAGAAGUUUCAAAGUCCAAGAGGUCCACUUCGCCUUGCCUCGGAGUCCCCAAGCUCAAGAAGAGGAGAGCCCUGGUCGACAUGACCAAUGCUCACAAAGUCCACAUCAGCUUCCUGGGCAGGAAGAAGAAAAAGAAGAAGCAGCAGGAGGUGAAGAAAACCAGCUCCCCGUCAGAAAAAAGUCAAGCCGAGCAGCGAAGCUCGACGUCUGAGAGCACUGAGGGAAAAUCGUCUGAAAAUGAUGAAGAGGAGAAAGAGGAAGCUGAAGAGGAAGCUGAAGAGCAAGCGGUCUGCCACGUGGAGCAGGACCUUGUUACAUCCGAGGUUCCGGUCGAGUUUGAUGUGGACUCUGAAAACCGCGACGAUUGUUUCAUGAUUCCCGAGUACGCCAAGGACAUUUUUGACUACCUCAAAAGUCGAGAGGAGAAGUUUGUGCUGCAAGAUUACAUGUGCCAGCAGCCCAGCAUCAACGCCGAGAUGCGUGCCAUUCUUGUGGACUGGCUGGUGGAAGUACAGGAGAACUUUGAGCUCUACCACGAGACUCUUUACCUGGCUGUGAAGCUGACUGACCACUUCCUGGCACGGACCCCCAUUCAUCGUGACUCACUGCAGCUAGUGGGCUCUACCGCCAUGCUGCUGGCUUCCAAGUUUGAGGAGCGCGACCCACUUUCCGUGGACAACUUCCUGUACAUUUGUGACGACGCCUACAACAGGGAGCAGUUUCUCCACAUGGAGGCCAGCAUCCUGCAAGCGCUCUCUUUCGACAUCGGCAUCCCCGUUGCCUACCACUUCCUCCGGCGCUACGCCAAGUGCGCCGGCGUGGGUAUGGACACGCUGACACUGGCGCGCUACUUUAGCGAGCUGAGCCUGAUGGACUUUGAGCUGGUGCAGGAGCGAAGCUCGCUGCUGGCAGCCGCCUGCCUGCUUCUUGCUCUGCUCACCAAAGAUCUGCCAGGAUGGCCGCCCGUCCUGCAGUUUCACAGCGGCUACGAAAUUUCCGAAUUGGCCCCCGUCGUCCGGAAGAUUUACUCGAUGGUGGCGCAGCCUACCAGCAGCGAGCUGAAGGUGGUCCGCAGCAAAUACUCCCACGAGGUAUUUUUCCGAGUUGCUUCCCUGCCACUGGUGGACUAUGAUGUCUUGGAGAAGACUUUAGAACCUCAAAGGUUCCCUCUGAUACAGUUGUAAAUAGUUAAUAUGUUAAAUAUUUAUACUCAUUGUUUGUCCCAUUCUAUUGCUGUUGCAAAGUGUUCAGGUUCUUAAAAACAUUUUAGUAUUAAUGUUCAGCCUUUUAAUAAAAAAAAAAAAAAGCUAACUUGGCAAAAGUAAUUUUGUCCAUUACUUUUCUAAUGGCCCGUGUGUAUUAAGGUUUGCCAUUGUUUUAAAAUAAAGAUGUUUCAUACUGU
Syngnathus acus (greater pipefish) is the source of this 1623-nucleotide messenger RNA. RefSeq names its product cyclin B3 (gene ccnb3). Bases 143 to 1405 code for a protein of 420 amino acids. Gene Ontology annotation, biological process: regulation of cyclin-dependent protein serine/threonine kinase activity; mitotic cell cycle phase transition. Gene Ontology annotation, molecular function: cyclin-dependent protein serine/threonine kinase regulator activity. NCBI's taxonomy places the organism in Eukaryota, Metazoa, Chordata, Actinopteri, Syngnathiformes, Syngnathidae. The record is from RefSeq and is a predicted model, not a curated record. Gene Ontology annotation, cellular component: cytoplasm; nucleus; cyclin-dependent protein kinase holoenzyme complex. The transcript has 12 exons.